Trichomonas vaginalis G3 is the source of this 798-nucleotide messenger RNA. Its product is annotated as transposase-related family. NCBI's taxonomy places the organism in Eukaryota, Parabasalia, Trichomonadida, Trichomonadidae. Bases 1 to 798 code for a protein of 265 amino acids. The record is from RefSeq and is a predicted model, not a curated record. The transcript has a single exon.
AUGAGUAAAUACCAUUGGCAUAGACCAUCAAGAAAAUUAAUUGAUCUUGAGUGGCUCAAAGAAUCUGUUAAGCAAAUUAAUGAGGGUAAGAAACUUAAAGACGUUUGUAAAAAAGCUCGUUUUAAUAACGGAUCUUACCGAGAAAUUUCAAAGACUAUGUUCAAAAAACUUGUUAAUGAACAUAAUUUAGAAUUAAAACCAAAACGGGGCCGAAAGCCAAUCGAAAUUAAUCUUGUUGUGGCUCAGGCAUAUGCAAAUUUGAAAGAUUUAAUGGCAAAUGUCGGAAUUAAUCAAAUUAUUCAGAAAAUCAGAACAGAUUUUAUCAAUAUAAAUCAUAAUCCUGGCGAAUUUGAAAAAAAUCAAUCUGAAAUUCAAAAAAACGGAGAAUUAAAUUUUCAAUCAGGAAGCUGGCUAGAUCAAAUUGAUCGAACAACUCUAGUUCAGGUAGUACAUGAAAUUGAAGGAACUCCCAUUGAAAUUAAUCCUAUUAGAGAAUCAUUACAAACAGCAACAUAUAUCACAAAAACAAUCGAAUCUCCAUCUUAUUUGAUGGGAAGAAAAAUCCAUAAAGCAAUUAUAGCUGGUACACCCUCUCAAAAUGAAAAAAUCGAAGAAAAAUAUACUCCUAGAGAUUAUCUUGCAGCCAAAUGUCACAAAAUUUGGCAUGCUGAUAUCCACUAUUGGAGGAAACGCAUAGGCAAAUAUCUCUUCGCAAUUAUCGACGAUAGAUCCAGAAAAAUCAUAGAUUAUAAUUUGUUUUCCCAAAAAAACAGCAUGUCAAAUUUUAUAUGCAUGUAA